AUGGUCAACCUAUUGAGUCCUCAGCUUCGGGAGGAGGUUAAGGAGCAAAUCGACCGGAACAUCAUACUUGGGUGUGGGCAGAAUACAUUCCGCCUGUCCGGAUGGAUAAAUGGAGUUGACCUUGGGGUCUGUAUCGAUUCUUUGGAGGAUUUAUAUCCACAGGGCUGCUGGCCGCAGUAUGGAAUCCAUGACGUUUUUGGGAACAGUGCUAGUGUUCGGUUGAUACAUCCUUUGGGUGGAGAGACCUGUAUAGGACAUCCAAUCACCCUACGACCAACUAUACCAUUAGCUAUCCAACUCUACGAGCUCGCAGUCGGUUACAGUUCGAAGGCUAAGCGCGUCGUAUGCGGUAUUAAUAAAGAACCGAUAAAAAAACUCAUUCCAACAGCAUUACCGGUGUCCUUUCCACGACCACCUAUUGGUUACGAGAAGCUAGUUCGCAGUGAUCAUUCCAUUCCACUACUACUGGGGGAGGCUACUCCACAUCCGUAA
This is a messenger RNA of Opisthorchis viverrini, 492 nucleotides long. RefSeq lists its product as hypothetical. Lineage: Eukaryota; Metazoa; Platyhelminthes; Trematoda; Opisthorchiida; Opisthorchiidae. The transcript is spliced from 2 exons. Bases 1 to 492 code for a protein of 163 amino acids. The record is from RefSeq and is a predicted model, not a curated record.